Molecule: messenger RNA, 1212 nt
Organism: Eriocheir sinensis (Chinese mitten crab)
Lineage: Eukaryota; Metazoa; Arthropoda; Malacostraca; Decapoda; Varunidae
Exons: 5
Coding region: 151-684 (177 amino acids)
Source: RefSeq, a predicted model, not a curated record
GUAAAAUAACCUCACCCUCCGUCAGACUGGCAACCCUGGCAACCCUGCCCGACCAAAACAAACCUUUGCAGGGGAGGCUGAGGCUGACUGGAGGAGAAGUCUUGUUGUCACUCUUGUAUACCAAAAACUCCAGCACACGCAGGUCUAGGAAUGGCUGGUUGGACUGGGAAGCGAGUGAAUGUAUCGUUCUCAAAGCCAGAUGAGCCAUCAUUCCUGAAGAAGUUCAAGGAACGAGUGGGUUACAAAGAAGACCAUGGCUUGUCAGAGAAGUUUGCAGAGAUGCCAAAGGCAACAGAUGAGGAUGUUGCUGACACAGAAGAGGAAUUACCCCAGAUAGUGAGUCUCCGGUCAGGGGAUUUGACGCAAGAGGAAAUCGACCAAUUACGUUCAGAAGGGAGGCUGGAUGACCUUCUGAAAAAGAACUCUGAGGAGGAAGGUGAAGUUCAGGGACCCAAAAAUAGGGAUGAAGUUUCAGAACCAGAGGUACCGGCAGAUGGAAGAAUUCUCUUUCGCAAGCCAAAUAAACGAAGCAGUGAUGGUCCACAGGGGAAAGAUGGGAAAAAGCUGAAGGAUGGUAAGAGUGAAGAGUCGUCUGAAAACAAGUCAAAGAAGGUGAAAAAGAAAGCUCAUCAAGAUAAAAAGCUUCUGUCAUUUGAUGAAGAUGAAGAAGAAGAAGAGUGCUGAAAGUAUGUAGAAGCACUGAAUGUAGAAAUAUAGUUGCAAUUAGGAUCAAGGAUUUAGUGGGAUUAAUAUGUUUCAUAACUCCCACACAAUAUCAUCUGACAGCUCAUGGGUAGGCCCAAUACCCAUACAAAAUUAUCUAAUUUCCCAUGUCACAUUACAUUUUCUUUCCCAUAACUUCUAAUGGGAGGUCCAUGGGUGACCUAACUUUUCUUUUAGGGCUGCCUCCCAUAGCUGACACAGCCUGAAAUGUUUCAGCUGGAGAAAAGUGUAGUAAAUUACAUGGGUACCAUAAUAAUGGAUUCAGCUGAAGUAACACUGCCUGUUGAAAAUACAGUAGUGUUGAUAUUGCUAAGAAGUGUAUGAACUGAGAGAAAUAGAGGCUCCUCUACUGUGGUCACCUACUCGGAGAGAAUUUCUAAAGCAGUCAAAACAUCAGAGCUGUAGAUAAGAGAAAUUUUAAAGAAGCUUAUUGUUCAUAGUACCUAAGAGAGAAAAUAAAUAUCUUUUUAUUGAUAAAAGUUUUUAUAA